Rhizophagus irregularis DAOM 181602=DAOM 197198 is the source of this 3278-nucleotide messenger RNA. NCBI's taxonomy places the organism in Eukaryota, Fungi, Glomeromycota, Glomeromycetes, Glomerales, Glomeraceae. The record is from RefSeq and is a predicted model, not a curated record.
UAAUUACUCAUGAGAAGCGAUUCAUUUCUUUCGCUACUGAUAAACUUACAACAAGCCACCGAGUCUAUUUUAUCAGUCAUGAUGAGGUUUUUACAACAAUAUCAUCGAAAUGGGAAUAUCGUUCAACUGUUACGUUCUGAGUUCUUCCGACACUUUUACAAUUGACAUUUACAAGGAAGAAGACAUAAGAUAUACCAUGCUUGGUAACAAUAAAUAUAAUCUUACCGUUUUCAAGAUUGGAAAUAUCUUGAAUUUUAUCUGUAGUAGGAAUAAGGUUGAUGUUUCUGUCAUGCGCGGAGUGAAACUCUGGAAAGUUAAUGUCAAGAAAAGCGAGAUCAAAAAAAAUGUUCAUACCGAAGAAGACAUUAUCAAUAUUAAUGGGCGAGAAAUGGAACCUGAAGAACUGUUUGAAGAAUAUUUUCAAGAUGAAUUAAAUAAUAAUAAUCAAAAUUUUAAAGUGUCUAACAUUCACGUCAUCGCCAUUAUUCCCCCCACUGGUAACACUGGUGAUUUACGAAAGACUUUUCCUCAUGUCGAUGGUGUCGAUUUACCUUUUUUUCGUAAACUGGCUCAGAGUCUCGCCGUAAUUUGGGAUCGUUCACAUGACUUUUCAUUCGAAACUCCGAACAACCCAUACGUCAAGCUGAAACAGAGCCCUUCAAUUUUCAAAACACCCCUACCCUAUGGUGUUACUAAAAGGACGUGUGAUAGAAUCGAUCUUUGCCUCCCUCCUUUUGAAGUGAAUACUGAAAUGACCUAUAAGAAUCCCCUAUACCACGAACCGCAAUUUCUAGAGACCGUUAGAUUGGUGCGAAAUAAAAUUAAAAAGUAUGAACAAGAUAUUAUUGUGCUUGCCGGAGUCACAGGAGGGGGGAAAACGUCAACUACAUUUGCCAUUGCUGCAGAACUUUGGGCAGUACAUAUAGACUGUUCCAAUUUUCUUUCAGAAUAUAAUAAUCAAUUAUCUGAUCUACUCGGUGCAGUUAGAGCGAAAACUCCACCUUUCAAUGAUACCACACUCCAGGAGUGGGCACUUCGCCAGCUCGACAUAGAUUUCGUCUCACGUAUGUUAAUACUAGUCAAAAUGUAUGUAGAGCAAAAAAUCAAAACACCAAAGGAUUGGCUAUUGGCACAACUUUAUAGUUUAGAUAAGAAAAGUAUAAACCUUAUUUGCGAAAACCUGUCAGAACUGAGCACAAGAGAAUUGUCGAUACUUAUACAUUUCAUCAAUCAAUGUCUUAAAAUUGAACGGAUCCUCUUUAUCCAAGAUGAGGCGCAAUGUCUUUGCCGACCUGAAUACGGAGAAUACACUGGAAGUAAUGAAGCAAACAAACCAUGGAAUUUUUUGCAGGCCUAUACUUAUCACAUGAUCGCUUUCAAAUUUGAAGUUACACACAUUAUUUCUGGCACUAAUAUGCAUAUGUCAAGCGGAAUAUCCCUAGGUACUAGUGUUGGAAAAGAACCAUCUCGAGCAGUGCAUCUUGUGUUGAAACUCCCUUAUCUCUCACCUGAUGAUGUUACCAAAGUUCUCGACACUGUAAUCAAUAUGGAAGGGGUUAGUCCUGAAACUCUUCUUUAUUUAGGAAAUAUUCUCAAAGGACGACCCCGAAACUGUGCGUCGUUUUUAAAAAUGCUAGCCUACCGAUCAGAAUUGCUAAAAGAUAAAGAUGAUGAAAUGGUUAAAACUAGUAAGAAAUGGAUCGAGAAAAUAACUAUGUCAAUGAUAAGCUAUUUGCGCAAUACCGUCAGUACUUUGGCAAUCGGAGGGGUCGACCCAAGGAAGGCGAUUGUUGAUCUUGUUUGUUGCGGAAUUAUUAAUUCAACAUCGGCUGGUGCUGAAUUACUUCGACAUGGGAUUCUUCCUAUUCAGUCGCCACCUUUCAUUACCCUUAAUUCUGAAGAAAUUGACUUCACUUCGAUCAAAAUCAAUCUAGAAUUAGAGUCUUACUUUAUUACGGCCAUUGGAAAAUAUUUUAUGUUAGAUAACAAUGCAACUCUGACAGAUAUUUAUGUUAGUCACAUCUUAGAACGUCUUGGAAGCCCUCAGUCAUUUGGUAAUGAGCUUGAUGGUGCUUUUGCAUCAGCAAUUAUUGAAAAAUGCGGUCGUAACGUGCUUGAAGAACUUAAAAAGUGGACCGAUGAUCUUGAUCCACAUUUCAAGUUUCCAGAAUGGAUCACGCCUGGAAUGCAGUUUGUAACGGAAACAAAUCUAUCAAAAGCUGUUCCACUGGAUGUUUAUGUUAAAGACAUAUACCAAACAACCAAGUACCAUACUCAUGCUAUCCAACCGCCGCAAAAUGCAGGUUCUGAUCUUGUACUCUGUCUUGUAGAUAAAUCAAAUGAAUCAAAUAACGUGGUAUUGUUAUCGUUGAGUUCCGCUAUCUACGAUGAAAAUGUUACAUCAAGCAAGGUUAAAAAGCAAGCUUUCAAGGCGUGCCUGGGGUUCCAGUACAUGGAAGAAAAAAAAGAAGAAAAAAAAGAAAAGAAAAACAAGAAGAGGUCCAAUAAUGAAAAAAAAUCUAGACCCCAGAAUAAGAAAAUGAAGCUAAAUGAUCAAAACGAUGGAGAGGAGGGAUGUGUUGAAAUUGGCCUUACUAAAAAAUAUCAGAAACCUCAGAAAAGGGUUAUCGUUGUUGAUGAUAAUGAUGAUGAUGAUGAUUCAGAUCAGAAUGAUUUGAAUUACGAUUUAGAUUAUGAUAAAACUCUCAAGGGUUAUAAAGAAUCCAAAACCGCUAAUGUGACUUAUAACAGAAAAUGCAUUCACAUUUUAGUUGAGUUACCACACAGAGCUUUAUCAAAAAGGCCAAAUAUCUUUCGAUAUGACAAAAAAGGUAAUCUCAUAGUCAUUGUUGAUAACCGUAACGUAAAACAAGUUUUUGGAGAAAAGUUGGCGAAUGCAAUGACGGCGAGAAGUACAAAAUCUGAUUGAUACUGGUACGAUUGAUACAUAAUUUUUUGUGCGAGUCAAAUAAAGUUUCCACAUAAAGUUCUAUUUUACAGCUAGUAUGUGCAUAAAAAAUAAAAAUAUUACAUAUACCGAUUCUUGGUAGUUUUCAGUGAUGAUGCUGUAUGUAUGUAAAAAGAAAAAAUAUGAAAGUAGGGAAAUCAUCGUAAUGGGGGACCAAUUUAGAUUGGAAACAACAAAAUCAAAUAAUUUUUCUUAAUAUAUUAUGCUACAAUGAAAGAAAUUAUAUACAAGUAAUAUAAGUAAUACGCACUUUAAUUUUUUUAUUUGUCAAAUAAAAUAAAUACACGUGAUACAUGAUUAUUUUAUGCUA